This is a messenger RNA of Leucoraja erinaceus (little skate), 1845 nucleotides long. RefSeq lists its product as uncharacterized. Lineage: Eukaryota; Metazoa; Chordata; Chondrichthyes; Rajiformes; Rajidae. Bases 93 to 1049 code for a protein of 318 amino acids. The transcript is spliced from 7 exons. The record is from RefSeq and is a predicted model, not a curated record.
AAUGAAUAAUUUGAGCGCAACUAAAAAUGAGGGGGGUUGGGGGUCAUUAAAGAACUGCCCCCAGGCCAACCAAGGGGGCGCCGGCGGCUUGUAUGUGUUUGCAUUAUGGCCCCGAGAGUGUACAGUAUGUUGAGAAGUGGGAGACGUGGAGGAAAGGAGCGGACACGUUAAACGCAGGGCCGUCUAGAGUGGUCGCAGAAGAGAUCAGACGGUGGAACAUGGCUCCCAGGAGAAGGAAGGUUCAACGCAGGGGCAACACACAACCCCCAUCACCACCCACCAGGCAGGUGGAGAUGGCACAGGUGGAGAAUGCCCUGAAGGAGGAGAAUGCCCUGAAGGAGGCAGCCCUGGAGGAUGCCUCCAUGGAGGUAGGCCUUGACCCCACCACCAUCCCAUCUGGGACUGGCCUCCCUCAAACCAACAAUCCAGGCACUGCUGCUGUUACUGCAUCAAUUAAAGCUGACCCAGACACAGCAUCAGACACCAAUGCCUCAAUGGAAGUGAAGAAGGACAGAAGGAAGGUUUUGCCUAAUACCUUCAAGAGGGAGACCUGGAAGAGUGGAAGCCCACAUUACUGCAGAACAAGGCCAAGGAGUUCCCUGACCGUACCUCAGUUUGAUUGUCAGAGGCCAUCCACCAGCCAACAGCACCGCAGUAGGCAAAUUUCCAGUAUUGACCUCACCACACCCGGAGGUACUGAAGAAGGGACAGAUGGAAACAUCAUUAGAAGUCUCAAUAACACUGUUCGAGACGGUUUUCAGUUGUUGGAGGAAGGACGCCUGAGAACGAACAUCGUAACGCAGAGGGCAGUAGACUUCUGUCAAGUUAUUAUGGAAGAAGAAAUUACUGAAGAUCACUGGGAUUUUAUAUGGAUUAUGAUCAAUGGGGCAAUCGGGUUUCGAAAUAAAAAGUUAAUGAAAGCACGUGCAUCUGAGGCGCAGCGUCCACUGGUUCCUCAGCCUCGUGCCGCCUCACUUCUAUCACCAGUAUGCAGAUGGGACAUAUGGAAUGCCGCGUGCAAUGGGAGCACAGCCACAAUUCCGUGCUGAACAGAGACACUCACCAUCACCACUGAUGUUUACAGAGCAGCAGCCUGGUAGAAAUUCACCUUUGCCUUUUGUUUACGGAGAGGGCCGUGCACAAACACCAUCACAAGAAGGGACAGAUUGUUUCACUGACUCGGACUUUUAGAAUUAUUAAUGUGGUGUUUAGGUAACCGUUUUAGUUUUGGUUUAUUUUAGUUGUUGGCCACUCAACAUUUUGUGUGACAUCUAGAGUCCUUUAUAAAUGUCUGUAUGUUAAUAUGUGUGUAUUUUACUCUUGGGCAUUACUUUGAUUCUGUUGGUGGCUCCACAUUUUAUGAUAGCCUGAAGUGUGAUAAUAAAGCUUUUACCUCAGCAGUUUGAUUGUCAGUGUUUGUUGACCUCAUUGUUAAAUAAAUAUAUUUCUCACUAUCAGCUUGAUGUCUGCAAUUCUUCAUCAACACAUCAUUACAAUAUGAAUGUCUCUAAUGUUAUAAUCCCUCUCAUGCUGAAACACCAAAUAGUUGAAGUGAGGUGAUAUAAUCACAUUUUCAUUUAUUUUCAUUUGUGAGUGUUCAGGUCCAUCAAUUGAUGAGCUAUUUAAAACGUUUGAAAGUUUCACCUCUCGGUAGGAAAUAAAAUAAGCCAAUCAGCACGGUAAACGUGACACAAAGUCUUUAUUGCUAUUUGACAAUAUAAAAAGACGACUUCUUUCACAUAUUUUGAGAAGGUGCAUCACACCAAACAUUUGUCUCGCAAACACGAAAAUCAACAAAUGAGGCACGCUAGAUUAUUUUAAACACAUUAUAUUCAUUAACCUCCG